AUGAUGCGGCACGUCUGCGGGGUAUCCUCCGAGUGGAUGGAGGACGUGACACGGAGCAUGCACCGCCUCGUCGGAACCAUUACGCGCCUACUCAAGAUGUCCACCAAGGAGAAACUGAUCAGCCAUGUGUCCAAGGAAGAGGCCAUUGGCAGCAUGAACAAAGUGACUGUUGUGGGUGUUGGCAUGGUAGGAAUGGCCUCCGCUGUCAGCAUUCUGCUCAAGGACUUGUGUGAUGAGCUGGCCCUGGUGGAUGUUAUGGAGGACAAACUCAAGGGUGAGGUCAUGGACUUACAGCAUGGUUCCCUCUUCUUGAAGACACACAAAAUUGUAGCUGACAAAGACUACAGUGUGACAGCUAACUCAAAGGUGGUGGUGGUGACCGCGGGAGCCCGUCAGCAGGAAGGAGAGAGCCGCCUCAACCUGGUUCAGCGCAACGUCAACAUCUUUAAGUUUAUCAUCCCGAAUAUUGUCAAGUACAGUCCAAACUGCAUCCUCAUGGUGGUCUCCAACCCAGUGGACAUCCUGACAUAUGUGGCCUGGAAGUUGAGCGGCUUCCCCCGCAACCGUGUCAUUGGCUCUGGAACAAACCUUGACUCUGCUCGUUUCCGUCACCUCAUGGCAGAGAAGCUCCACCUGCACCCAUCGAGCUGCCAUGGCAUGAUUAUUGGAGAGCAUGGAGACUCCAGUGUACCUGUUUGGAGUGGCGUCAAUGUAGCUGGAGUGUGUCUUCAGGGUUUGAACCCAGAUAUGGGAAGUGCUGCUGACAGUGAGAACUGGAAAGACGUUCACAAACAGGUUGUUGAUGGAGCCUACGAAGUCAUCAAGCUGAAGGGCUACACCUCCUGGGCCAUCGGUCUGUCUGUGGCUGAUCUGGUAGAAAGCAUCAUGAAGAAUAUGCACAAAGUGCAGCCUGUGUCCACUCUGGUCAAGGGAAUGCAUGGAAUUAAUGAGGAGGUUUUCCUGAGCGUACCCUGUGUCCUGGGGAACAGUGGCUUAACUGACGUGAUCAACAUGACUCUGAAGGCCGAUGAGGAGCAGCAGCUGAGGAAGAGUGCUGAGACUCUCUGGGGAGUACAGAAGGAGCUCACCCUGUGA
Knipowitschia caucasica is the source of this 1095-nucleotide messenger RNA. Lineage: Eukaryota; Metazoa; Chordata; Actinopteri; Gobiiformes; Gobiidae. The record is from the annotation of a GenBank genome assembly.